AACGGCUCUAUGGCGGAGGAGCCUGCGGGACGUUGGUUCGCUCUGUGCGACAAAGAUGGGACGGGGAAGGUUCUUCAGCUCAGAACUGUCAAGGCGCAGCAGAAACUUGCAGAAGCAGCAGGAGCUAGGAAGAUUUUCGACGAGAGCGCUAUCAAGCCCGGCGCCAUGACUGACCGGGACACAUUCGUGAUGAGCGUGCUUGAGCUGGCGGAGUCGAGCGGGAAGGAGGUUGCGGUGGCUGCGGCCCUUGAAGAGAUGAUCGCCGAUAUUGAGAUGUACGGUCUUCCUCCUUGCGAGUCUGGAGAUCCUGUGCGAGACAUGGAAGAAUACAGAAGGUAUCAUGGUCUGGAUCGCGUUUUCGGGUUCCUUCUCCAAUCUCUCAUCAUGCAUGAGCCCAAUGAUCCGGUUCAGCACAUGCAAGAGCGAGUGAAUGAGCUUUCAGAAUUUGUGCGGCUGCGUCGAGACAUCGGCGACCAGCCGUACCACGGGCAUGAGGCGAUCAAGAAGAGCGCGUAAGAGGAGAGCGCGAGAGCAGCACCAUGCAUGGAUGUGUGUACAUAUGUCGAGGAGCAAGGAGAGGACGGAGGAGGAGGAGAAAAGAGGAGGAGAGGGAGGAGCGAGCAACUGACAGACAUUUAAUAAGAAAAGUUUCAGCG
Messenger RNA from Guillardia theta CCMP2712, 656 nucleotides. RefSeq lists its product as hypothetical. NCBI's taxonomy places the organism in Eukaryota, Cryptophyceae, Pyrenomonadales, Geminigeraceae. The coding region runs from base 10 to 516 and encodes 168 amino acids. The record is from RefSeq and is a predicted model, not a curated record. The transcript is spliced from 6 exons.